Messenger RNA from Rhopilema esculentum, 774 nucleotides. RefSeq names its product nuclear cap-binding protein subunit 2. Gene Ontology annotation, cellular component: nuclear cap binding complex. Lineage: Eukaryota; Metazoa; Cnidaria; Scyphozoa; Rhizostomeae; Rhizostomatidae. The record is from RefSeq and is a predicted model, not a curated record. Gene Ontology annotation, molecular function: RNA cap binding. Gene Ontology annotation, biological process: mRNA cis splicing, via spliceosome.
UUUAUUUGUUUUUUAAUUCGUUUUUUGAGCAAAAUACGAAAAGUUGACGGCGUCAAGUGACAUAGCAAUUCCUCUCUCUUGAACGAGGCAGAAGAACAAAAAAGAUGGCGGGCCUAAGCGCCUAUCGAGAUCAACACUUCAAGGGAUCAAGAGCUGAACUAGAAACAAAGCUAGAAGCAAGUACGACAUUGUACAUUGGAAAUCUCUCAUUUUACACUACAGAGGAACAGGUAUACGAACUUUUCACAAGGGCUGGAGAGAUGAAACGAAUUAUAAUGGGUUUAGACAGAGUUAAGAAAACACCAUGUGGCUUUUGUUUUGUUGAGUAUUAUACAAGAGAAGAUGCAGAAAACUGUAUCAGGUAUGUCAGUGGUACAAGACUUGAUGACAGAGUUAUUAGAGUUGACUGGGAUGCUGGCUUUCAGGAAGGUAGACAGUAUGGAAGAGGCAGAAGUGGAGGUCAAGUCAGAGAUGAAUACAGAAAAGAAUUUGAUCCUGGAAGGGGUGGUUUUGGUCGCUUGAUGCAGAUGAAGCUUGGAGUAACAGAUAUGAUGACAACACCAUAAGUUCUUAUCCUAAUCAAACUAUGAAUGUUCUGUAACCAAACAAAUGGUAGACAAUUAGCUACGUGCAGUGCCAUACCACCAAAAGACUACAACAGGUGUCAAACAAACUGAUAGUAGUAACUUUUUUAUGUUAGUCAGUCAAACUUGUAACCCACUGUACUAGUUUUAUCAUUUGUGUCAUUUUAAUGAUGUGGAUAAUGAUCCUAAA